GUCACGCCGCCUGUAGAGCGCGCAGAUGAGCGAGGAUUUCAGAGCCGCAUCAUCACACAGCCAACCGCGCAAACACCACACACACACACACACACACACACACAGAGCUAGGAUCACACGAACACAGCGACGAGCUAGGACCUUACACGAAUCACACGCAUGAAAUAGUCUCCAUCUUUUCAGGAUGAAAACUUGGGAAGAGGUGCAUCACUGAGUUCAGUGUGAAGCGCCUUUUGUCCGCGAGCUGGUUAAAGCUUUGAUGCGCGCGCUGAUCGGAGAUCAGAUUACAAGGGUCUGUCUGAUCGCAGGCACGCUGUCUUUGAUCUGAACACGGAGCUCGUGUUGGAUCCGGCGCGGUGCUUACACACACACACACACACACACACGCUGCGGAGGAAGAAACAAGCCGCCGUGAAAUGAGCGCGUGAGGAUACUGAAAGAUCCUCCAGGACUACAGUACUGAUAAAAAGACCCGAACUCAGGGACACUAUCACUUGUGUGUACGUGAGGAGAACUUCAGCAUGACUCUGGCAUCAGGACUCAGCAGCUUUCCUCUUCUGAAGAUACUUUUCCUACACUUAUUACUAGUUGCCAUAAUGGCAGAGGAAAGAAGAGCAUGCAGGGAGCAGGAAUACAAGGAUCAGUUCGGGAACUGCAUUGCCUGUAGGCAGUGUGACGCCGGACAAGAACUAUCAAAGGAAUGUGGCUUCGGCUAUGGAGAGGAUGCCCAUUGUGUGCCCUGCAAGGCUAGCCGCUUCAAAGAGGACCAAAGUUCGCAGAAGUGUAAACCCUGCCUUGACUGUGCCGACCUCAACCGCUUCCAGAAAUCCAACUGCUCCAGCACCAGCAACGCUGUGUGUGGUGAAUGCCUGCCUGGGUUUUACAGGAAAACAAAGCUAAGUGGAUUUCAAGACAUGGAGUGUAUCCCAUGUGGAGAUCCACCACCGCCUUAUGAGCCGCAUUGCGGUGGACGUGUGAAUCUGGUGCCCAUCCCUUCCACAGUGACCAGCCCCAGAGACAUGGCACUAGCUGCGGUCAUCUGCAGCGCUCUGGCCACCGUCCUCCUGGCUCUAUUCAUCCUUUGUGUCAUCUACUGCAAGAGGCAGCUCCUGGAGAAAAAGCCUGCAUCACUCAGAUCUCAGGAUGGUUCCUUUAUUGGAGCUGAGCUAUCCUAUUUGGAUCGGCGACAAGUUCUGGACUUUUCCCAUCGGCCCUGCUGCUACUGUCAGCACAUCCCUGAACAAACGUGUGGUCCUGUGCAUCUGCUUCCCUCCCUGUGUUGUGAAGACACAUGUGGCCAGAGGCUUGGCCAAGGCAACAGUCCCUUUCAGUCACAAAGCAGUCUGAAUGAGAGACUUGUACGGCAGUCAGCGUGGAACAGCCAAUGUGAUAUGGAACAAGCUGCUGAACCUCUUCCUGUGGAGUUCUCAGAGGAAUUACCACUCAUGGAGAAUACUGUAGGCAAGACUCACCUCAGGCCACAGCCCACAAAUAGCAGCAACUCUUCCUCUGAGGAAGAUGAGGCAGAAAAUGUGAGCGAGAAAGAACAGCAUGGGUCAUCUUUGGUCUCCACUAAGCUCUCUUCAGAGCUUUUACAGGAUGGCAGCUGUUUGGCACAGCAACAUCUGUCUACAGUGGAAGGAUGACCUGGUUUUAUCUAGCUCGCGUUUAUCCCUAAGAACUGCUCUGGAUGUGAAAAGGAGGCACUGAGGAAGAUGCCAGCUCAGAUUAUACAAGGCCACACACACACACAUCCUGAAAGCCAGGUGAUGUGCUCUAUCUCCCCAGCAGACUGUGGCCCAUGGUUAUCCAGCCCAAAUCAGACCAGACACUGUACAUAAACAUUAAUGUGACCCAUAAAAAUAACCAAAACAGAUAUAGAGGAAAUAGACUGAGGAACCCAAACAAUCAACAAAAAAAUCUUUGUGCAAUGCCACACUGUAUUGGAAGUGACCUGCAAAGAGUGAUGAAGCUGAAUCAGAUAUUUUUUUUUUGCAUGCAGGACUUUGACUCUGAAACAAACAGAAAUAUGGAGAAAUGCAGACUUCUGAAAAUGUCUGAAUGAACAUAUUUUGAAGAGCCAUGAAUGUGCCUUACUCUGUUACAAUUUGGAAAAUCUGAACAGGCAAGACAUAAUUAUUGUGCCAUUUCCUUUUUUCCCUUGUAGAUACUGUAUUAUAGAAAAUAGAAGGAUAAUAUUUUUCUAAUGUAGAUAGCCCAUGGUCAGUCACUUUUUCAUAAUUAUGCUUAAUGAGCACUUACAUUCUUUGUUGAACAUGAACUUUAUUGCUUUUCAUAUUUGUAAAUAAAUAAACAAGAUCACUGAAUUGAACAAGAGUAAUACAUACAUGAAAAGUUAUUUCAAUUACAACAAAUGUUUUCCAACCAUAAUUCAAUACAAAAAUGUGAAGCUCUGUAGUUUACCUGUAAUUUAAUGUUGCUGGUUACAGUCUGUAUCUACAGCAGUUUUAUCUCAGUGAGUCUAAAGGGAUUUAACGGAAAUCCCCAGUACAUUCUUGACAGGAACGUUCCAUAAAAAAAAUCCAUAAUUUAAUGGAGCUUCUUAACAAUCAAGACACUUCGGAGGAAUUUAGCCAACAUUCCACAGGCGCUUUGUAGAGGGGGAAAAAGCAGGGAAUUUGUGAUCACAUGUCUGGAGCUUUGAGUUAAGGCAGUGACCACGAACAAAAAGAUGAAAGGAGAGAUUAGUCAAAAAAAAAAAAAAAAAAAAAAACACACAAAA
Molecule: messenger RNA, 2743 nt
Organism: Pangasianodon hypophthalmus (striped catfish)
Lineage: Eukaryota; Metazoa; Chordata; Actinopteri; Siluriformes; Pangasiidae
Gene: tnfrsf19
Product: tumor necrosis factor receptor superfamily, member 19
Exons: 10
Coding region: 522-1646 (374 amino acids)
Biological process (GO): positive regulation of JNK cascade; positive regulation of canonical NF-kappaB signal transduction
Cellular component (GO): plasma membrane
Molecular function (GO): protein binding; signaling receptor activity
Source: RefSeq, a predicted model, not a curated record